AUGAAGGACAUAUUGACUUUAGCCAAAGAGAUUAAAGCCCAAGACCACUACUGUUCAUGGAAAAGUCUUGACCAAACUGCAGUAAACUUCAAAGAGCACAACGUUCCGAUUGCUUUGAUAUUCACAGUUAACCAUAGUUUGUCGCCAAUAAAGUUACAUUCAGUUCUGGAAACUUAUCAUAGACUAGCUUGCUUAUUACCUGAAGACUCAAAUCAGUUGUACGCGGUCGUUUCGCACUUAUCCAAGAAUCCAAAGUUAUACUUUGGAAAAGUUCACAAUAUUCGCAAAUUGCAUCGCAGUUUCGAUGCUAUUAGUGAGCCAAGUGCAGAUGGUGGUGAAUCAGGGAAUGGUACGUGUUAUCUGAUUCAAAAAACGAUCACAAUGAUAAGCGAUUGGCUACCGAAAGCGUUUUUCUUUGAAAAAGUCAUCAAACAUAUUAUUCUUAUAAAUGGUCAUAGCGAGCAGUGUCCUGUAAGCGAGCAUUUUCACGGAAUUUACUUCAAAGACAGUAAAUUACAUCGCUGGUUCGUGAACCAAAUAGUCUUGAAUGCUACAAAAAUGCAUCAAUUACAUUAUUAUGAUUUGCUUCGAGGGAAGGACAGUGAAAAGUUGCUGAAAAAUGGCAAAGAACAAAACAUUUUAGAAGGCAUCCAAUUGAUACUUUCUCAUGACAUCGGGCAAGCUAGACAAGGCCAGUCUUAA
This is a messenger RNA of Thelazia callipaeda (thelaziosis nematode), 702 nucleotides long. NCBI's taxonomy places the organism in Eukaryota, Metazoa, Nematoda, Chromadorea, Rhabditida, Thelaziidae. The record is from the annotation of a GenBank genome assembly.